Scheffersomyces amazonensis is the source of this 1002-nucleotide messenger RNA. Its product is annotated as SDR family oxidoreductase. The record is from RefSeq and is a predicted model, not a curated record. Gene Ontology annotation, molecular function: oxidoreductase activity, acting on the CH-OH group of donors, NAD or NADP as acceptor. The transcript has a single exon. The coding region runs from base 1 to 1002 and encodes 333 amino acids. NCBI's taxonomy places the organism in Eukaryota, Fungi, Ascomycota, Pichiomycetes, Serinales, Debaryomycetaceae.
AUGACUACUUCUAAUAAUACUACCGUUCUUAUUUCUGGUGCAACUGGUUUCAUUGCCCAACAUAUUAUUUCUCAGCUUCUUGCUAAGGGUUACAAGGUUGUUGGUUCAGUUAGAUCAACUCAAAAGGGUGAAGGUUUAGUUAAGAUCUUUGAAAAUUCAAACUUCUCUUAUGAAGUUGUUCCAAUUCUUGAAAAGGAAGGUGCCUUUGAUGAAGUCUUGAAGAAGCAUCCUUCUGCUACUGUCUUCUUACAUACUGCUUCUCCAGUUACAUUUGAAGUUGAGGAUAAUGAAAAAGAUAUCAUCAUUCCAGCUCUUGAAGGUACUAAAUUCGUUCUUAAAUCAAUAAAGGAACAUGCCCCACAAAUUACUAGAGUUGUUUACACCAGUUCAAUUGUUGCUACUGGUACCCCCGCUCAAAUCUCAAGUCCAGAAUUCAAAGGUGGUGAAGAUACCUGGGACAGCAUUUCUUAUGAGGAAGCCAAAGAAAAUGGUGUAAAUGCUUACUUUGGCUCAAAGACAUUUGCUGAAAAGGCUGCAUGGGAUUUUGUUGAACAAGAGAAACCAAACUUCACUCUUAGUACCAUCAAUCCUGUUUACGUUUUUGGUCCUCAAAAUGCUGCUCCUAAGACAAGAGAACUAAAUUCUUCAGCACAAAUAGUAGCAAGUGUGUUAAACGCCACAGAUUCAGUCCCCUCAAUUGGUGGUGCUUUCAUUGAUGUGCGAGACGUUGCAAAAGCGCAUAUUUUAGCUUUUGAAACUGAGAAGGCUCAAGGUAAGAGAUUUGUCCUUACAAACAGUGUUUUCAAUGGUCAAACCAUCUUAGACAUUAUUGUUGCUAACUUCCCUCAAUUGAAAGACAAACUUCCAACUGGUACACCUGGUGUUUCAAUCUCUGGUCCUACCGCAUUUAAUGACAAGAACGCUAAAUCAAUAUUGUCGAUUGAUUAUAUUAGUCUUGAAAAGUCUGUUGUCGAUUCAAUCAAGCAAAUUAUAGAUAUUUAA